Messenger RNA from Penaeus vannamei (Pacific white shrimp), 937 nucleotides. The record is from RefSeq and is a predicted model, not a curated record. Lineage: Eukaryota; Metazoa; Arthropoda; Malacostraca; Decapoda; Penaeidae.
GACACCCAAUAGAUGGCGCAAAAUUUCGCAUCUCCUAUUUCUCGCUCACUCUCUCGUCCUUAUUAAUCUCUCCUCAAGGCGCCUCGAGUAAAUUCUCCGGCACCUCGAAGUGUGCGAGAAUUUUGGGUUUUAUUUUCGCAAACCAAUAAUUUUGUCUCAUCAUGCCCCGUAACAUUGAAAUUAAAGCCUGUGUCCGCAAUCUAGCCGAGCUAAAGAAAAUUGCCUCAGAGCUCUCCAAGAGCAGUGGUACUACACUUCAUCAGGAAGACACCUUCUUCAAUUCUCCACAAGGACGGCUCAAGCUCCGCAUUAUUAAGGAUGACAAAGAAGAACUUAUCUACUAUGAGAGACCUGAUCAGGAGGGACCAAAAUGUAGUGAUUAUGUUAAGGUUACUGGGAAACCAGGAGAGCUGAGUUCCGACAUGAGGACCUUGCUGGAGCGCUGCAUGGGAGUAAAGGGAGUCGUCAAGAAGACCAGAAUGCUGUACAUGGUGGAUCAGACGAGGGUGCAUGUUGAUUCCGUUGAGGGCCUUGGGGAUUUCAUGGAGCUUGAGGUUAUGCUUCGCGAUGAUCAGACAUUGGAGGAAGGGGAAAAGAUCGCACAUGACUUGCGAGAGAAACUUGGGGUAGGGUUAGAUGACCUGCUCUCGGAGGCUUACAUGGACAUGAUCCUGAAGAAAUGAUGUGAAGUUCAUAAAUCUAUACUGUGAUACUACAUAUUCUUUUACAGUAUUUUAAUGUUAAGGGAUUUUUUUCUUUACAUUUACUGGAGAUUUUUGUCUGAAAAUUUAUGUGUUUAUGUGUUUUCUGUUCUGCUUAGUGUUUGAAUUCUCCAUUAAUGGUGUAGACUUCAAAUGUGUUGGGAAAAUUUUAUUUUGAUAUACACAUUACAUUUACAGAAUGAUAAUGAAUACAUCAUUUGUUAAAAAAAGAAAAA